GUAGUCGGGGACGCCUGGCAGAGGCUUUUCCUAGGGAACAGGCUGUUGUCGCCCCGCCCCCUCGGGGCUUUUUGUCCCGUUAACUGUCGGAGUGGCGGGGGGCUGCAGCGCCGAGCGACAUGCCGGUGCGCUUCAAGGGGCUGAGUGAAUAUCAGAGAAACUUUCUAUGGAAAAAGUCAUAUUUGUCAGAGUCCUGUGAUCCCUCAGUGAGGCGAAAGUACCCAUGGGCUGGACUUCGAUCAGAUCAAACAGGGAUCACAAAAGAGCCAGGUUUUAUUUCAAAACGAAGAGUCCCCUACUAUGACCCACAGAUUUCAAAGUCUCUCGAGUGGAAUGGAGCGAUCUCAGAGAACGAUGUGGUUGAUUUACCAAAACCUGAAGCUCCAGAAACACCAAAAUCACAAAAGGCAGAACAAAAAGAUGUGAACCAAGAAAGAGUUCUGUCACUAGAGGCCUCCAGGGUUCCCAAGAGAACCCGAUCUCAUUCUGCAGACUCCAGAGCUGAAGGGGCUAAAGAUGCUGUGGAAAAGAAUGAAGAUGAAAUAACAAGCCAUAUACCAGUUAAUGAAAAUGUGGAACUGGAACAUUCUACAAAGCUUCCUUCAGAAAAUGUAGAUAAUGGGUUGGAUAGACUUCUACGUAAGAAAGCUGGAUUGACUGUGGGUCCUUCUCAUAAUGCCUUGAGAAAUUCUGAAUAUCAAAGGCAGUUUGUUUGGAAGACCUCUAAAGAAUCCACUCCAGUGUUCGCAGCCAAUCAGGUUUUCCACAAUAAAAGCAAAUUUGUUCCACAAUUCAAAGGUAACUCAAUCAUCCAUGAAACGGAAUACAAAAGAAAUUUCAAGGGUUUUUCUCCAGCAAAAGAACCAAAACUAAGAAACAACUUGAAAGAAAACGGAAAUUUUGAGACAGUAUCACCUGAAAAGAAGUGUGAUAAAACAGAUGAUCCUUUAAAAUUAGAAGUAGAGAUGGCAUCAAAAGACUCAACCCAACCUAAAAAGAAGCUUACUCCUUGGAGACAUCAAAGGCUUGGGAAGGUGAAUUCUGAAUAUAGAGCAAAAUUUCUGAGCCCCGCUCAGUACUUAUACAAAGCUGGAGCUUGGACACGUGUGAAGGAAAACAUGCCAAGUCAGGGUUCUCUAAAUGCCAUGUGGUAUGCAGAGGUUAAAGAACUCCGAGAAAAGGCUGAAUUUUAUAGGAAACGAGUUCAGGGAACACAUUUUUCUCGGGAUCAUCUGAAUCAGAUUCUGUCUGAUAAAAACUGCUGUUGGGAUGUCUCCUCAACCACAAGCUCAGAAGGAACCAUCAGUAGCAACAUCAGAGCAUUAGAUCUUGCUGGAGAUCCUAUGAGCCAUAAGACUUUGCAGAAACAUCCUCCUUCAAAACUGGAAGAAAAAAGAGGUAUCUUGGAAGAACAGCCACAGAGAAAUACCACAGAGAAACUGGAUGGGUCCAAUGUUCCCACCACACCUGCUAGAAGGAGGCUGGCUUGGGAUGCCGAGAGCACUAGUGAAGACAUACAGAAACAGCCCAGCGAGGAAGAGGAGGAGGAGAAACCCGGAAGGGAUAAGCAGGUGUAUGUAGGAGAGCCAGAGAACUUGGAUGAACAUGAGAAACCUAAGGCAGACUCGAUGAAAGAAGGGUCGGAUGCUUCUUCUGUACUGUCAGGAAAAGGAGGCAGGCUUCCCACUCCGAAGCUGAGAGAACUUGGUGGAAUCCAAAGGACUCAUCAUGAUCUUACUACUCCAGCUGUUGGUGGAGCUGUUUUAGUGUCCCCUUCUAAAGUGAAGCCUCAAGCCCCAGAGCAGAGGAAAAGAAUGUCUUGUCAGGAUGGCUUAGAAACUUUAAAGAAUGAUUUUACAAAGAAAGGAAGUCGUGCUAUACUGACUUCUCCCACUGCUGGUAUAAAAACAAUUGAUCCUCUACCUUUGCGGGAAGAUUCUGAAGUCAAUAACCCCAAGUUUGCUGAGGAAACUCUUCCAGUUUCGAAAAUUCCAGAACAGCCAACACAUACCCCUGCACAGUCACCUUCUCCACCAGAUGCCCAGUCCUACUGGCAUCCUUCUCGUCGAAUUCAGGGAUCUCUGAUGCAUCCAGAAUUUCAGCAUAAUGUGGGAAAGGCAAAGAUGAAUAAUUUCCAGUUGCCUCAGCGUGAAGCCUUUAAUGAUGAAGAUGAGGACAGAUUGUCUGAGAUUUCUGCUCGCUCUGCGGCUUCUAGUCUCCGGGCUUUUCAAACUCUGGCACGAGCUCAGAAAAGGAAUGAGAGUUUCUGGGGCAAAACAUAAACCUAGUUGAAUUGUUUUUAUCCAAGGAAGC
Messenger RNA from Castor canadensis (American beaver), 2313 nucleotides. It is a transcript of the gene Saxo6, whose product is annotated as Mdm1 nuclear protein. The record is from RefSeq and is a predicted model, not a curated record. Gene Ontology annotation, biological process: negative regulation of centriole replication; retina development in camera-type eye. Lineage: Eukaryota; Metazoa; Chordata; Mammalia; Rodentia; Castoridae. Gene Ontology annotation, molecular function: microtubule binding.